CAACAUUCUUUUACGUAUAAAGCACAAAAAGGUUACAAUGUCAACCAGACUUCUAAUAGGAGCUGCCAGUGUUGCUGGAUGUCUCCUAGGAAUACUGCCUGUGGAUUAUUUUACAAGAUGUACAGCAUGGUCUGUUUUGGGGCUCAGCUUAACAAAUGUAUCUGCCCAAGAAAACAUGACAUUGUUUGACUUUACAACAAGUAAAUCUCUGCAGGAUUGGUAUGAAGUAUCUGAUACAGUGAGAACUGUGGGAAUGUCAAAAGCUGUGCUUGCACUGCAAAAAACACAGAUAUUUCAACGUGCUGUAUUUUUUACAAUGUUGAAUCCUCAGCCUAAUGGUGCAGGAUUUGCUGGUGUACAGACGAGGACUGACAUAAAUCUGCAGGAUUAUAAUAAGCUUUUACUGCAUGUUCGGGGUCAAGGCAGUAACUCAGGCUACAAAGUAGUCCUCCAUCAUAAAGGACUUAAUUCUGAGCCACAUCCAUCAUAUGAACAGUUAUUUACAGCACCUAUGGGUUCCUUUGGCACAGUAGAACUUCCUCUCAGUGAAUUUAAACCUUAUUUUCGUGGGAGGGCUCUGAAUUCAUCAGAAGCUGGACCAUUAGACAAAAGCAGCAUAACAUCAAUUGGACUUCAAGUUUAUGGUGGUGUAUAUCUCCCAGUGAAACAGUCAGGGACAUCAUCACUUGAAAUAGACUGGAUAAAAGCUGAAAAAUGAAAUAACUAAAAUCUUGGUUACAUUUGGUUUUAGUUUUCACUUUUGACUAAUGUUUAUAUUUUGUACUCAUUUUUAUAUUUUGUAUUCAGAAUUUUGAAAAUGAAUAUAUGAUUCCAUUUUUUGUGCAUUGUGAGCUCGGUAUAUAUCUGAUUUGUUAUCUGGAGUAACUGGAAGUAAAAUUUAUUUGUUAAUGUUGUAUAAAAAACUUAUUAAAUUAAUAUAAUUGUAAACAGAACUCAAUAUAUUAGCUGGGAAAAAUAAUCUGUGAUAUUUCUAUCCUGUGAAGGGAGACUACUUUUCCUGUACAGUUUUACAUUCAACUUUGUAAGUUGUGCCUAAAUUGUAACUGACAUGCCAACCAACCACACCGAUGACUCAGCAGAAUUCUACACAUUAAACUUAUGGUAGAUUUAAAAGUGUUCCGUGCCUUUGAUGAUUCUUCAGUAUAUAAUUUCUUUACAUUUCUGUAUUAACCCAAUUCAGAAUUCACUGAAGGCAGAGAUUUUGGGAAAACAAGAGUAUCCUGCUUCCCUUUCUUCACUACAGCAGUCUCUGCACAUAACCUAGCUGGUUCCCUUCACCUUUCAAUUCUGUCUCUGACAAGGCAGAAGAAAAUGUGAACAAAUAAUUAUUUUCCAUUUAACUUGCAUUCAUCAUCACAUGUGAAUGAGUGAGUGAAUGAACAUGUCCCUUUGUCCUUUUGAUGUCUUCAUCAUUAAUUUGACUUGUUAAUUCAUGGAGUAUAAACUUAACAACAAUAAAGUUUUCUGUUAUGUUGCCUGCUUAUGUCUAUAUUCUUGUGUGACAUUACAUAACCUUGACUACUGUUUUCCCAACAUGUAUUUUCAGUCAUUUGUUUAACCUAAUUGUCGUGUAGUCAGUACUUAACUUUGAAGAAUAUCUUCAGUUAGCUUACAGUUAACAACAUUAUGCCCCACAAGCAAAGAGAGAGUCUGCUGAUUAGGGCAUCAGUUUGCAAUGUUGUGCUUCAGAGAGAAACCAAUUGAACCAAUUAUUAUACUCAAGAGAAAGGAAAACUGGAAUGCUAAGCAUUAAGAUUUUGUGGUUAGCAAUGUUAUCUGCUCAAGAAAAGGAAUAAAAGAGGAAAGUAAAGAAGCAACCUUGAGAGUACAACACUUGUAUCCCAGAGAUAUUUGUCAGUGUUUGCUGGAUGGCAAAGAAGUUUAUUGAAUCACUUGUUGUUAAAUUGAGCAGUUUUUACAUGUGGGUGUAAGAACUGGAGAUGCACUAUUUAAUUGUACAUUGCUUUGGAGCUGGUGCCACCGUAUUGGAUACCCCAAAACAUAGCACACUAUUACGAUUGCUUCUUGUUUUCAAUUUUUGUUGUGUAGCAAUUGUUCUACACAGUAAAUGUUAAAGCGGUUUUGUGAAUAACACAGUGGCAGGAAGACCCAGUAAUAGGAGACAUUUUGUCUCAUUUAUGUAACUUCGUUUUUGUUAUAAGUUAUGAAUAAAUAAAAAGAGAAAUAUGUAAUGUAGCAAGUUUGCUUUCAUAAUCUAGCAUUUUCCUUAAAUAAGGACUGAAAAAGCUGGGUUCGAUCUAUGUUCUCUUUCCAGAAAUCCUGAGAACAUGGUUUGUUAUUAGUGUUUGGUUUCCAAUCUUUCCUUCUCACAGCCAGAGAUCUUUUUGAGUUGACUGAUAGAAAAUCUAAAGCAAUAUGACAGAUAUAAAACUACUACAGAACACGUAAACUGAGCAACCAAAUUUCAAGAAUAUAAAAGAAAAUAUCACUUGAAUGAGUUCCCUUACAAAUAAAAUGUAAUUGCUUUAUACUUCAGACUAUAAUCAAAAAUAUACCUGUAAAUGAAAUUAGCUGGCAUUUUUUAUCAAAGAACUUCCAUCAGAAGCUAAUGUUUUACUCAACUAACAUGGUGGACACUGGCUUCAAGUUUGUGGCAUCAAGACCACUUUCCUUAUUAUACUGCCGUGAGUUUUUUAGUUUAACUGUAGUUUACAAAUUAACUAUUUUGCACUGAACUUUUAUUCUCAAUCAUGCAUUGUUCUAGAAACAGUUGAAUAUCAUACAUGGAGAUGCUUUUCUUAUCAGAAAGUGCUACUAGUCUUGCUCGAUACUAAAUUAAAUACAAAUACAUUUAUAACCAUAACACUUAACAUUAUUUAAUUAAGAGAGAAAGGGAAAAAAGAACCCACAUAUCACAAUAUGAAAGAUCAGUUUUAUAAUGUAUAUCUGCUACCCG
Schistocerca cancellata (South American locust) is the source of this 2938-nucleotide messenger RNA. RefSeq lists its product as uncharacterized. The transcript has 4 exons. Lineage: Eukaryota; Metazoa; Arthropoda; Insecta; Orthoptera; Acrididae. Gene Ontology annotation, biological process: NADH dehydrogenase complex assembly. Bases 38 to 718 code for a protein of 226 amino acids. The record is from RefSeq and is a predicted model, not a curated record.